Arabidopsis arenosa is the source of this 2366-nucleotide messenger RNA. Lineage: Eukaryota; Viridiplantae; Streptophyta; Magnoliopsida; Brassicales; Brassicaceae. The record is from the annotation of a GenBank genome assembly.
ACCAACUUUCUCUUACUAUCUUUCUCAAAUUUUUAACCAACAAUAACAAUGGCGAACCAUAUUCAACAUUCCUUAACCACCAUUCCUAAACCGGAUCUAAUCAAAGAAGAACAACGUUUUGACGAAGAUACGGUGAACUUGCAAGCGGAGAGGAUCUUGCAUGCCAUGGCCUUUCCCAUGGUACUCAAAACUGCUUUGGAGCUUGGCGUUAUCGACAUGAUCACUUCUGUAGAUGACGGCGUGUGGCUCUCGCCUUCUGAGAUCGCUCUUGGUCUCCCAACAUGGCCCACCAAUCCGGAGGCACCGGUAUUGCUGGAUCGAAUGCUGGUUUUAUUAGCCAGCCACUCAAUAUUGAAGUACCGUACGGUAGAAACCGGAGAGAACAUUGGAAGUAGAAAGACUGAGAGGGUCUAUGCAUCUGAACCGGUUUGCAAGUUUUUCUUGAACCGCGGAGAUGGCUCGGGGUCUCUCGCCACUUUGUUCAUGGUAUUCCAAAGCGAAGGCUGUAUGAAGACUUGGGCACAUCUCAAAGAUGUGAUAUUAGAAGGAAAGGAUGCAUUCAGCUCUGCUCAUGGCAUGAGGAUUUUCGAAUACAUUGGUUCGAACGAACAACUCGCUGAGAUGUUUAACCGGGCAAUGUCGGAAGCUUCCACAUUGAUUAUGAAGAAGGUUUUAAAAGUUUACAAAGGAUUCAAAGAUGUAAAUACUUUGGUGGAUGUGGGAGGAGGAAUUGGAACCGUCAUAGGUCUAGUGACUUCCAAGUAUCCUCAUAUUAAAGGCAUAAAUUUCGAUCUAGCAUCGAUUUUAGUCCAUGCUCCUCUUUAUAAAGGAGUGGAGCAUGUUUCGGGAGAUAUGUUUAAAGAAAUUCCAAAGGGAGAUGCCAUCUUCAUGAAGUGGAUUCUACAUGAUUGGACUGACGAAGAUUGUGUAAAGAUUCUAAAAAAUUGUUGGAAAAGUCUAUCCGAGAAAGGAAAAGUGAUAAUAGUCGAGAUGGUUAAGCCGGUAGAACCAAAGAUCAACGACGUUUCUUCUAACAUUGUGUUAGCCAUGGACAUGUUGAUGUUAACACAAUGCUCAGGUGGUAAGGAGAGGACUCUUUCACAAUUUGAGACUCUAGCCUCUGAUUCAGAAGAACAACGUUUUGAUGAAGAUACGGUGAGCUUGCAAGCGGAGAGGAUCUUGCAUGCCAUGGCCUUCCCCAUGGUUCUCAAAGCCGCUUUGGAGCUUGGCAUUAUCGACAUGAUCACUUCUGUAGAUGACGGCGUGUGGCUCUCGCCUUCUGAGAUCGCUCUUGGCCUUCCAACCAAGCCCACCAAUCCGGAUGCACCAGUAUUGCUGGAUCGGAUGCUGGUUUUAUUAGCCAGCCACUCAAUCUUGAAGUACCGUACGGUAGAAAACGGAGAGAACAUCGGAAGUAGAAAGACGGAGGGGGUCUAUGCAGCUGAACCGGUUUGCACGUUUUUCUUGAACCGUGGAGAUGGCUCGGGGUCUCUCGCCACUUUGUUCAUGGUACUCCAAGGCGAAGUCUGUUUGAAGAGUUGGGCACAUCUCAAAGAUGUGAUAUUAGAAGGAAAAGAUGCAUUCAGCUCUGCUCAUGGCAUGAAGUUUUUCGAACACAUUGGUUCGAACGAACAAUUUGCUGAGAUGUUUAACCGCGCAAUGUCAGAAGCUUCCAGAUUGAUUAUGAAGAAGGUUUUAGAAGUUUACAAAGGAUUCGAAGAUGUGAAUACUUUGGUGGAUGUGGGAGGAGGAAUUGGAACCGUCAUAGGUCUAGUGACUUCCAAGUAUCCUCAUAUUAAAGGCGUCAAUUUCGAUCUAGCAUCGGUUUUAGUCCAUGCUCCUCUUCACAGAGGAGUGGAGCAUGUUUCAGGAGAUAUGUUUAAAGAAAUUCCAAAAGGAGAUGCCAUCUUCAUGAAGUGGAUACUACAUGAUUGGACUGACGAAAAUUGUGUAAAGAUUCUAAAAAACUGUUGGAAAAGUCUUUCCGAUAAAGGAAAGGUGAUAAUAGUCGAGAUGGUUAAGCCGGUGGAACCAAAGAUCAACGACGUUUCUUCUAACAUUGUGUUAGCCAUGGACAUGUUGAUGUUAACACAAAGCUCAGGCGGUAAGGAGAGGACUCUUUCACAAUUUGAGACUCUAGCCUCUGAUUCGGGUUUUCUUCGUUGUGAAAUCAUUUGUCAUGCCUUCUCAUAUAGUGUUAUCGAAUUACACAAAUAAUUUCAACAUUUUACCAAUAAAAUUCAUCUCUCAUACUUGUGGAGACUAUAUGGACUUUUUUUUUUCCUCAUGUAAUGUGUAAAAUAGUUUGUGUAUUGGUUCUUUUUCAUUUGUGUGAUUUAAACAAAAUAUAAAAUAACGUGUUGAUA